Messenger RNA from Carica papaya (papaya), 1731 nucleotides. It is a transcript of the gene PAP18, whose product is annotated as purple acid phosphatase 18. The record is from RefSeq and is a predicted model, not a curated record. Gene Ontology annotation, molecular function: acid phosphatase activity; metal ion binding. Lineage: Eukaryota; Viridiplantae; Streptophyta; Magnoliopsida; Brassicales; Caricaceae.
CGUCGAAAACUUUGACAUUAUACUUUCUUAAACGCAAUCAUCCAAAUGGGAAUUUUGUCAUUUCACACUCCAAAAACCAGAAACAGGAUGGGAAACAGUAAAGAGUUGAAGUGAAGAUCAUUAAAUUACAUUUUGGUACUAGAUUGUCGGGAACCGAACAGAGACAAAAUGGAACCAGAUUUUCCAAAGCUCCGGUUAAUGGUGUUUUUGUUAAUCUUAGUGAAUGUCACCUCGGAUUAUGUUAGACCUCUCCCUCGUGAAGACCUGGAGUUCCCGUGGAACCCAAAGCCCUCUUCUGAACCUCAGCAGGUGCAUAUAUCUUUAGCAGGAGAUAAACACAUACGAGUUUCUUGGGUAACCAACGAUCACUCCUCUCCUUCAACAGUUAAAUACAGAACAUCCUCAGGGAGAUACACUUCCAUAGCGCAAGGAGAAAGCACCUCUUAUGGCUAUCUAUUAUAUAAAUCAGGGAAGAUACAUCAUACUGUCAUUGGACCAUUAGAGCCUAACACUGUUUACUUCUACCAGUGUGGAGGACAAGGUCCUGAGUUUCAGCUGAAGACUCCUCCAGCUCAAUUGCCAUUAACUUUUGCUGUGGUUGGGGAUUUGGGCCAAACUGGCUGGACAAAAUCAACUCUAGAACACAUUGACAAGUGCAAAUAUGAUGUGCACCUGCUCCCUGGCGACUUGUCAUAUGCUGACUAUAUGCAGCACCAGUGGGAUACAUUUGGUGAGCUGGUUGAGCCACUUGCAAGUGCAAGGCCGUGGAUGGUGACAGAAGGAAACCAUGAAAAGGAAUACAUACCGUUAUUAACUGAUCGGUUUGUGUCUUACAAUUCAAGGUGGAAGAUGCCAUUUGAGGAGAGUGGAUCACCUUCGAAUCUGUAUUACUCUUUUGAGGUUGCAGGGGUUCAUGUUAUCAUGCUCGGUUCAUAUACCGAUUAUGAUGAGUACUCCAACCAAUAUAACUGGUUGAAGGGUGAUCUAGCGAAGGUAGACCGGGAAAGGACACCAUGGCUUAUUGUUCUCUUCCAUGUGCCAUGGUACAACAGCAACAAAGCUCAUCAAGGUGAAGGGGACGAGAUGAUGGCAAUCAUGGAGCCUUUGCUUUAUGCUGCUAGCGCAGAUAUUGUACUUGCUGGUCAUGUACAUGCUUAUGAACGAUCGAAACGUUCUUAUGCUGGAAAGCCAGAUCCUUGUGGUGCUGUCCACAUAACCAUCGGAGAUGGAGGAAACAGAGAAGGUUUAGCUCAUAUGUACAAUAACCCACAGCCUGAGUGGUCUGUCUUCCGUGAAGCAAGCUUUGGUCAUGGUGAGCUCCAGAUAGUAAAUUCGACACAUGCUUUCUGGACCUGGCACCGGAAUGAAGAUGAUGAGCCGGUGAAGUCUGAUCAUGUCUGGAUAACCUCUUUAGUGAGCUCAGGAUGUGUUGCUGAGAAGAGGCAUGAACAGAGAAAAAUACUAAUGGCUCCUUAGGACCAUAAUGUCUUUGGUCCAAAAAUGUAUGAAUUUGGUGAACUUUCUUAUGAGGUUCUGAGUAUAUAUCUACCAUUUUAUAUAAAAUCCAGUAUAUGCUCCUUCAAGAACUCACAAUCUUCUAUUGUCCUUCCCCUUGAUAUCCUUUGUAUUUAUUUUGAGUUCCUCAAAAGCCUAUUAUAUAGGUUGCUGUUGUGGAGUGUGACUCACACUUUAAUAUUGUGAAAGGUGAAUGGGUAAAUUACAUUUAGAGUC